Podarcis muralis (Common wall lizard) is the source of this 5452-nucleotide messenger RNA. The record is from RefSeq and is a predicted model, not a curated record. NCBI's taxonomy places the organism in Eukaryota, Metazoa, Chordata, Lepidosauria, Squamata, Lacertidae.
GGCUUUCUCCACCCCUUUAGGGCGAGGAUUGGGCCCGGCGCGGCGGCAGCGCCAGCAGCAGCGGCCUAGCAGCAGCGCCAGCUGAGCUCUUUCCUGCUCUCCUACGCGGCGUGGACACGUGUGUGUAUGUGCGCGCACGCGGGUCCCCCGGAUGAUGCUGCUGCUUUGGCAAGAGUUAGCAGAGGCCUGCCAUGAAAGCUCUGCCCCGCCGAGCAAAGUCCCCUUGCUAGCAGUGCGGCCUCUGCCACCCACAAGUGAUGCACCAUGCCCAUAGUGGACAAGCUGAAAGAAGCCCUCAAGCCUGGGCGGAAGGACUCUGCUGACGAUGGCGAACUGGGCAAGCUGUUGGCUGCUUCUGCCAAGAAGGUUUUGCUGCAGAAGAUCGAGUUUGAACCAGCCUCCAAAAGCUUCUCCUACCAGCUGGAGACGCUGAAGAGCAAAUACGUUCUAUUGAACCCCAAGACAGAAAACCCCAGCCGACACAGGGGCUCUGAAGAGGGACCCAUCCGGAAGCAAGGCGGUGAGCACACCUUGGGAGGAGAUGGAGUUCCAGCCCCACAGAAGGUCCUCUUCCCUGUGGAGCGCCUCUCUCUGAAAUGGGAGCGGGUGUACCGUGUCGGAGCCGGUCUCCACAACCUGGGCAACACCUGCUUCCUCAACUCCACCUUGCAGUGUCUGACGUACACCCCACCUCUUGCCAAUUACCUGCUUUCCAAGGAGCACAGCCGCAGUUGCCACCAGGGAGGCUUCUGCAUGAUGUGUGUUAUGCAGAAUCACAUGAUACAGGCUUUCGCCAACAGUGGCAAUGCCAUCAAGCCGGUGUCCUUCAUCCGAGAUCUCAAAAAGAUUGCUCGUCACUUCCGCUUUGGCAGCCAAGAAGAUGCUCACGAGUUCCUGCGCUACACCAUUGAUGCCAUGCAGAAGGCCUGCCUCAAUGGUUACACCAAGCUGGACCGCCAGACCCAGGCUACCACAUUGGUGCACCAGAUCUUUGGCGGCUACCUCCGAUCUCGUGUGAAAUGCUCCGUGUGCAAGAGUGUUUCGGACACUUACGACCCCUUCCUGGAUGUGGCUUUGGAGAUCAGGCAGACUGCCAACAUCGUGCGGGCAUUAGAGUUGUUUGUAAAGGCUGACGUGCUAAGUGGAGAGAAUGCCUACAUGUGUGCCAAGUGCAAGAAGAAGGUGCCAGCCACCAAGCGCUUCACCAUUCACCGGGCAUCCAACGUCCUCACCAUCUCGCUCAAGCGCUUCGCCAACUUCAGCGGGGGCAAGAUCUCCAAGGAUGUCGGCUACCCUGAGUUCCUCAAUAUCCGCCCCUACAUGUCUCAGAGCAACGGUGACCCUGUCAUGUAUGGCCUCUAUGCUGUGCUGGUACAUUCAGGAUACAGCUGCCAUGCGGGGCACUAUUACUGCUACGUCAAGGCUAGUAAUGGGCAGUGGUACCAGAUGAACGACUCAAUGGUGCAUUCAAGCAACAUCAAAGUUGUCCUCAAUCAACAGGCAUAUGUGCUUUUCUAUCUUCGGAUCCCAAGUACCAGGAAGAAUUCUGAGGGGACCAUCUCCAAAAGCACAUGCCCUGCAUCCAACCGAGCAAGCAUAGUCUCCGACCACAUGAAGAAAAGCAUGACCAAUGGUGCCCUCGCGUCACCGCUGAUGAGCAAGAGGCAAGAUGUGACACAGGCCAGGAAGACAUUGGACCCUGAGGAACCUGGCGUCCCUGUUCCCCGCAGCUCCUUUGCUUCCAACUCCAAACCCCAGAACGGGACGCUUCCUCCUUCUCCUCAUCCGAAGCUCAUCCCUGCUGUUGGGUUCUCCUCUCCUAAGCUCCCUGCCAAGCUGUCUUUCCUAGACGACUUCAGCAAGAGGUCCAAGAAGCAGCCUCUCUUGCCACUCAAAACAUCUCAGGACUUCAGCGAGGCCACCAGUGUCAGGGUGGAGAUGGGCAAGCAGAGCUCCUGGGGAGACAAGGGGUUGGCAUUGUCUUCACAGCCGCCAGAGGCUCCCAGAGGAGACCCUGAGGCCAAAGUUCGUGAGGAAGGCCCAGAGGUGCCGAGCAAGGCCUCCUCGCCUUUGACUUCUUCCUCCUCGUCUUCUUCCUCCUCGUCCUCUUCGAGCAGCUCCUUUUCCUCCAGUCCAGCACAUCGCCCAGCCAAAGGACUCCCGCAGGCCACGAUGGGCGUCAACGGCUACUGCUCCUCUCAGGAAUCGGACUGUGCCUCUGGGAAAUCUGUUUCCGAGGACUCCAAGUUUGCCAAGCUGAAGUCGCCUUUGCUGGCUAAUGUGACCAAUCUGGAGCUGGGAAAUACCAUGUCCCCCCCACCUGCAAAAAAACUGGCCCUCUCUGCCAGGAAGGGCAGCAACACACUGCAGAAACUGAGCAGCAGUGAGCGCCUGGCGCCGCCCCACCCUCCACCAGCUGCUACAAAAACCACCCACCCCGUCUGUGCCGCUGCGCUCGACUAUCCCAGGACGCCCUCAUCUGCUUCCAAAUCUUCAGCGCCUCCACCGCCGGCCAGCAGCGCCUUUGUCCAACCCUUGCCCAGCUUCAAAUCAUGCUGCCUCUCUGCCGCCCCUCUGCCGCCACCUGCGGUGCCCAAAGAGGCACUGAGCCACUCUUGCCCAGACCGGGACAAGAGGCCUUUCCUUGCCAGCUCCAAGAAGAGGAAAAGGAAGCGUAGCCUCUCGGAGGAAGAACAAGGCACCCAUUGCAUCCCAAGCACACGAACCAUUGGUGCAGAGGGAACCUGCCUCUCCAACCCACCCAGGAAGAAGAGGCAACUCGAGGAAAACGGCAGGCCUGGAGACUCCUCUCCUGAACCGGAAUCUGACUGGGUGGCAGCCAGGAAGGGAGAGGAAGAGGGAAUAGCUGGAGGCUGCAAGGUAGCAGAUCCUAGUCUAGCUAAUUCCACCCAAAAGAGGAAAAAGAAGAAAAAGAAAAGGAAGCUGCAGCAAACAGAGGAAGACUGUAAGCCUUUGCUGUCCCCUGUGAACAGCUGCCCUCCACAGCGCAAGGCAGAAGCCUGCCUAAUAGCCCAUGAGCCGGUGGAGGAGUCCUGCAGCCUGAAGAAGAAGAAGAAAAAGAAGCAGAAGCAGCUUCCUUGCCCAGCUUCGGACAGCGGCAGCCCUGCUGGAGAGAGCGAGCACCGAAAGCACAAGAGGAGGGAGAAGCAGGGGGGCUCUGUGCCAGAGGCCAGCAGCCCCCAAGAAGAACAGAGAGAAAAUGGCCUUUCCUCUGCUAGAAUCAGCCCCCCAGUGGCCUUGACCUGGACUGGCAGCCAGUUUAGACAUGGGGACAAGUGCUCCUGGAACAUCCCAAGUCCAAAGAAGGAAGUGGUACAUCAGAAGCACGAACAGUUUGAUGUGGUCCAGGAGCUACUGAAGGAUUCUUCAGAUAAAGCUUAUGGAAAGCAAGUGUUGACAUGGGAUGGCGAGGUGUCGGCCAUCAGCCAAGCUGCCAUGCAGGAUGCUGUAUGGUCUCAGAGCCAGACAGUCAUUGACGAUUGGGAUGAAGAGUUUGACAGUGGGAAGGUGAAGAAAAUCAAGAAACUCAAGCGUGAGCGGAGAAGAAAUGGCAAUGCGUUCCAGAAACUGCAAAGCCGGCGUAAUUUCUGGGCCGUGACACAUCCCGCUAAAGUUGCUAGCCUGAGCUAUUGGCUUUGAGAUGAUGAGUUCUUGGCUGCAGCAGUGCUAUGGCAAACUCCGGUUCUUUGGAGCGCCCGGUGACCAACACAAUACUGUCAACAGUCGCAAGUUGCCAACUCAACGGGACUCACGGGGAAUGUCCUCCUCUUGCCUUGAAGGCUCUGAUGGAUCUUCUGUGCAGUGCCUGGGGAAAUGCAGGCACCCAUCGCCGCUUACUUGCAAGAGUGUCACGAGGAGCCUUUGCCCGGGGAAGGUCCUGUCCCUGGGUACCCGUGGGCAUCAGGCAUGGAUCAGCAGUGGAGCUAAGAGCAACUAGCCCUUUUGAAAUGAAAUCCCUCUGUUGCCUCCGCCCGUCAGCAUGAUGAGCUGUGAUGCCCUCUGUUCCCUUUCCUGCCAAGAGAAGAUUGAGAAAGCCGAGAGCUGUGUCCCAACUCCUCAAGAGCUGGAUGUUGUUGUGGUACAUUUGCCCCUUUCCCCACUCCCUGGCUGAGUCAUUAGGACAGGAUGCAACCGACAUGGCAUUUCUCCACCCAUCUGCAGCCCCUUCUCUGGUUUAUCCCAUUUCAGAGAAGUAUGAAAUGCUCCACUCUGGAACUAUUUUCCAAGACCAUUUCCCACAUGCUCUUCCUGCUGUACAAAACACUUGGGACUUGAGUUUUGUGCAGCCAGGAAAGCGGGUGGUCAGGUCAUCCUGCCCUGUACAGUUGUGUUCAAAUGCAUUCACUGCCAGGGCUCUCGAAAGGUGCUGCUUUGCAAUGACAACUUCUCGGUAGCAUUCUCCAGCCAUAGUUAAGUCACGGUUCAUUUGAGAUUUGCCUGUUGCUGGAGUGUGUUGCUUCAAGCUGCAGGCAGGGGAAGAAAUGUUUGAAUUCUCCACACAACAAUAAUAAUUAAAAAAAAUCCAUGCACACAUUAACUAGGAGUUCUUUUCCACAAAGGAGUGUUCAGACAUUCACACCCCCACUUGCAGUCUUGAAUCUUCCUUGCUUUGGGUCUUUCUUCCAUGCCUCCUCUUAAGCGUUGUCCUCAUUAACUUCCGGCAGGCAUCAUUGCACAGCUUGUGUGGCAGAAGUUAAUGACUCCAAGAGGACCUGAGUCUCUCGCAGCAUAUUUCCAACUUGGGAGUUUGCGUUGGAGAGAGGUUGCCCGAAACAUCACUUGCUUUGGCACCAAGGCAGAGUGGGCUGCUGCCUGCCAAAAUGAGAGAGACCCAAGUGUCCCUGUGCCAAACCUUUUUCAGUGGGUAGUUGUCAAGCCAAGUGGUGCAAGGGCUCCUGUUCCUGCAGGGCUGGCCUAGGGUUUCCUUUAUUCCCUUGCAUCUGCUGCUGUCCAGCUGUUAACCUCGGUGGCUUACUCCCAGGUAGGCAGCCUUUACCUGUAACUUCCCCACAAGUGCAUGAUUGGUUGGAGGGGCAAUCCGUGUGCAUCCCACCCAUUCCCAGCAUUGCUCGUUCAACUUUGGCACCCAUUUCCUCUCUUCAUAGAUUGGGUGCAAAGGUUGAAAACUAGCUUUAUUUUCUCCACCGUAUCAAAGCAGUUACCAAAACGGUUUUGGCCAUUGCAUUUAAUUUGAGCUGAUGAUUUAUUAUGAUUAUUACAAUUCUUUUUUUUUUCUUGGGAAGGGGGGGCACUGACCCUGUUCACUCUCUCAGCGGGGAGCAGUCUCUUCCCCUCUGGCAGUGCCCGUUUAACAAUCUCCUGCCAACAUGUAGAUACCCCAAGCGGGUAUUAUGCACCUCAUGCUGGGGCUUGCUGCAGUAGCCCUAGUUGUAGCAAUGGUUCAUGGUGCAAUAAAGGAAUGUUUUGUGUA